UUUUUCUCUGUGACUUUUUUUUCUGUUUCGUUGUUAUUAAUAAUUUAUUCUUUUCUUUUCUUUUGUUUACUCCUGAUAUGUGAAUAGAUCACCGAUAAGAAUCAUUGAUAAUUGGCCACCAACCAAAACAACAACGAGCAAUAAAAAUUUUUCCCGCUUUUUCAUAAUCAAUCAAUUUUUAUCGAAUAUUGGCAAUUCAAGAAUCCAUUCCAUACACACAAACACAUGCACAGAAUUUAAUUCGUGUAUUUAUUUAUGUUGUGAUUUUUUUUUCGUUUUGUUUGUUUAUUUAUUUGUUUACGUCGAAAAAAUUUAAUUUAAUUUUUUUUCAUCAGUGUUUGUGUGUGUGUGUGUGUUGAUUUUGUGGAUGUGUACCAGUGUACCAGUGUAUGGGUUUUGUUUUUUGUUUUAUUUUUGAUUCGUUUUCGUCAUCAUUUUUUUUGUAACGACAACACAUCAGAUGAUUUUGUUUACUUCAAUUCUAUGAACGUUUUGAACGUCAAAAUUUAAUUCAUUGAAUGUUGUUGCCUGGCCAAUAAUAAUUAUAAAUCAUCAUUCUUCAUUCAAUUCUCAAUCGUUUCUCAUCUCUUUGUCAUUUACACGUUUUUUUUCCUGUGAACGUGUAUAUUUCGCUACACCAGCUAUUCUUCUGAUUGUUUUUUUCAUUUUACGUUACAAAAAUUUCAUUCAUCACGAAAUCGACAAUCAUGACAAGUGGAGCGCCAGCUUGGUCUGGAAGUUCCUUAAAGUCAUAUGCUGAAUCUGAAGGCGGUGAUUCACAUGAUGAUGAUUCCAGUAAAGAUGGUUCACUAAAAGGUAGCGGUUCCAUUGAUGGCCUAAAUGGUGCCAAUAAUGGUGGCAAUUCAGAUGCCGAAGGUGUUUGGUCACCGGAUAUUGAACAAAGUUUUCAAGAAGCAUUAGCAAUCUAUCCACCAUGUGGCCGACGUAAAAUUAUACUUUCCGAUGAAGGAAAGAUGUAUGGUCGAAAUGAAUUGAUUGCCCGUUAUAUAAAAUUACGUACCGGAAAAACGAGAACUCGUAAGCAGGUCUCUAGUCAUAUACAAGUAUUAGCGAGAAGAAAACAACGUGAAAUACAGUCAAAAAGCAAAGAUCUUAAAGAUAAAUCCGGCAUACAAUCACCAUUAACAAUUGCAACGCCAAAACCAACAGCUAUAAAUAGGAUUCAUCCAACAAUAGCUGAUCUAGCACCACAGGUGACUGCUCCCUAUCCAUCGUUUUGGCCACCAGGAAUGCAUCAUAAUGAUUUAAAAAAUUUAUGUAUGCCAUCAUCCGGUGCUCAUUAUUUUCCAGGUGCCAAUGGUACAAGUCCAAGUUUAACCAAUGGUUUUGGACCAUUUUUUGAAGGAAGAUCAAUAGCAACGCAAAAAUUUCGUUUAGUAGAAUUUUCUGCUUUUAUGGAAUAUCAAGAACACGAUACAGAUAAACAUUUGUUUGUACAUAUUGGACAAACACCAACAUCAUUCAGUGAUCCGAUGCUUGAAUCGGUCGAUAUACGGCAAAUAUAUGAUAAAUUUCCCGAAAAGAAAGGCCUAAAAGAAUUGUUCGAUAAAGGACCACAGAGUGCUUUCUUUUUGGUCAAAUUCUGGGCUGAUCUAAGUACAUCAUUACCGGAUGAUUCAGGAGCUUUCUAUGGUGUAACCAGUCAAUAUGAAAGUAAUGACAAUAUGACUAUAGCAUGUUCAACCAAAGUUUGUUCAUUUGGCAAACAAGUUGUUGAAAAAGUUGAGAAAGAAUAUGCUAGAUAUGAAAAUGGUCGUUAUGUUUAUCGUAUCAAUCGAUCUCAAAUGUGUGAAUAUAUGAUAAAUUUCAUUCAUAAACUUAAACAUUUACCAGAAAAAUAUAUGAUGAAUUCAGUGUUGGAAAAUUUCACAAUUCUACAGGUCAUUACUAAUGCCGAUACACAAGAAACAUUACUUUGUAUCGCAUACGUAUUUGAAGUAUCAGAAACGGCUGGAACUCAACAUCAUAUAUAUCGUUUGACAAAAGAAUAAAGCUAAAUAAAAUACCUGGUUGAUAAUCUCUAACAAACAAAGAAAAAACCGAAACACACAGACAUUUCAAUCUACCUACACACGCCAACAGGCUUUGAAUAUACGAAUUUUUUUCUGUUAUAUUUUGUUAAAUACCAACAAAUUUUUUUUUCUUUGUUCUAUUUAUAUCAUCAUCAUAUAAACUACUCUACUCUUGUAUCCGUAAAAGCUCAAUUCUUAAUAUCUCAUUUCUUUAAUUUCUUGCAUACACACACACACACACACAAAAAAAUUAUAUAAAGUCCUUUCGGUCAUUAUGAUGGUGAUCAAGUGCCUCAAUUCAUUCAUCAAUUAGAUAUACAUCCACAUCCACAAUCUGAUUUAGAGAUCAGUCAGAUUUACCCAGGCAUUUCCGUUUUUUUUCUCUCUUCCAGAGAAAAAAAUUCAUAUAAUUC
Dermatophagoides farinae (American house dust mite) is the source of this 2446-nucleotide messenger RNA. NCBI's taxonomy places the organism in Eukaryota, Metazoa, Arthropoda, Arachnida, Sarcoptiformes, Pyroglyphidae. The record is from RefSeq and is a predicted model, not a curated record.